Molecule: messenger RNA, 1313 nt
Organism: Parastagonospora nodorum SN15
Lineage: Eukaryota; Fungi; Ascomycota; Dothideomycetes; Pleosporales; Phaeosphaeriaceae
Exons: 3
Coding region: 1-1227 (408 amino acids)
Cellular component (GO): cytosol
Molecular function (GO): oxidoreductase activity, acting on the CH-OH group of donors, NAD or NADP as acceptor; formate dehydrogenase (NAD+) activity; NAD binding
Source: RefSeq, a predicted model, not a curated record
AUGGUAUUUCUCCGCUCAGCAUCACGCCUUGCGCGCCCUACCUCCUCCAUCAUCAGCGCACGCGCUGGACCCCGCCUCACAUCGUCUCUACGACAACCGAAUGCUUUCAGAACGCUAACCGCGUCUGCCUCACAACAGGGCAAAGUUCUUCUCGUCCUCUACGAUGGCGGCAUCCACGCUGAGCAGGAGCCAAAGAUGCUCGGUACCACAGAGAACGAACUAGGCAUCAGGAAGUGGAUCGAGGAUCAGGGCCACGAGCUCGUCACCACCUCGGACAAGGAGGGAGAGGGCUCUGAGUUCGACAAGCACCUUGUUGACGCAGAGGUCAUCAUUACCACGCCAUUCCACCCCGGUUACCUCACAAAAGAACGUCUUGCUAAGGCGAAGAACCUGAAGAUUGCCGUCACUGCCGGUAUUGGUUCCGACCACGUUGACCUUGAUGCCGCGAACAAGACCAACGGUGGUAUCACCGUCGCUGAGGUCACUGGCUCCAACGUUGUGUCCGUUGCCGAGCACGUCGUCAUGACCAUCCUCACUCUCGUCCGCAACUUCGUUCCCGCCCACGAGCAGAUCGCCAAGGGUGAAUGGAACGUUGCUGAGGUCGCCAAGAAUGAGUACGAUCUUGAGAACAAGGUCGUCGGUACUGUUGCCGUCGGCCGCAUCGGUGAGCGUGUACUUCGCCGCCUCAAGCCCUUCGAUUGCAAGGAGCUUUUGUACUUUGACUACCAGCCUCUGUCUGCCGAGAAGGAGAAGGAGAUUGGCUGCCGAAGGGUCGAGAACCUCGAGGAGAUGCUGGCACAGUGUGACGUUGUCACCAUCAACUGCCCGCUCCACGAGAAGACCCGUGGUCUGUUCAACAAGGACCUCCUCUCCAAGAUGAAGAAGGGCUCAUGGCUCAUCAACACCGCCCGUGGCGCCAUCGUCGUCAAGGAGGACGUUGCUGAUGCACUCAAGAGCGGCCACCUCCGUGGAUACGGAGGUGAUGUCUGGUUCCCUCAGCCCGCGCCCAAGGACCACCCGCUCCGCUACGCCCAGAACCCAUGGGGUGGAGGCAACGCUAUGGUCCCCCACAUGUCCGGUACGUCGAUUGACGCACAGCAACGAUACGCUGCCGGCACUAAGGCUAUUCUCGACUCAUACUUCUCGGGACGUCAUGAUUAUAAAGCGGAGGAUUUAAUAGUCUACAAUGGUGACUACGCCACCAAGUCUUACGGUCUGAGGAAGUAAGCGGUGGACAUGUCAUGAGCAUUUUUUUCUUGGCGGGUUUUUGAGAGUCGGAAUCGACUAGGUAUGAAAUAUUAUAUCAACAAACC